UCUCCUCGGCGUCACUCUCAUUCAUCCUUUCUCUCUCUCCUUGCCUUCACCUCUCUCUGCUCUCCCUGUUUCCAGUCAUUCACAUUCGGAGCGGACAACAGCACCUGCUACCAGAUCUCAUAUGAAGAAAAAAGAAGAACAAUAAAUUCAACUGAAUCAACUGAACAUCUGAGUGUGGCAGCAAGACUGGAGCAGCAUAGACAGCAUCUGUGGAUCUAACAUCUGUUUCAUGAUGGGAUACUUUAGGUCAGCAUGGCAGAGGACUUCUUCAGCAGCCUGUGACAUAAUAGAGCUGACGUUUUUUAUACCUCCGCUCUACGCCUGAUGGCAUCUUUGUAUUUUCAAGCAGCCCCUUUUUAGUCAAACACGUGAAAAUUAUGACAGUCAGCUAAACUGGACAUAAUUUAAAUAAGUUCACCUAUAUCAAAACCCAUCAUUCAGUUAAUGAUUUGGCUGAAACACAAACUCUGUAGCCUGGCACAGGCAGACGCUUCCCACGUGUCCACCUGAGGCUGUCCGUACAUUUUAUGGAGGCCUUGCAUAGUCGCCUGACGACCGGGGAGCAGUCCGGAGGUCAAGAACAUUGUCAACCAGAGUCUCCUCAGAGAGGCUUGCAGCCUAAGUCUCCCUCCCAGCAACACCAGCUACAGCAAACUGGCUCCCCAAAGCCUCAUGACACCCAACAGCAACCCAGACAGUCCAGAAGACAGCAUCCAGAACGAAAGCGUCUCAGGCCCCAGCGGCAGAGCAUUGACUCAGAUACACUGCUGGACCAGAAACAUGAAGCAACAAAAGCAACCACAGUUUCUAGUUUGUCUCCAGGAACUCCACCUUCUACUGCAUCUGGUCCCAACCAGCCUAAACCAGACACCCAGGAAGGUACCCCAAAACAGAAACGUGAGCGUAAACCUCAGAGACCAGGUAAAUAUGUCUGCACAUACUGUGGCCGCGCAUGUGCAAAGCCCAGUGUACUGCAGAAACAUAUUCGGUCCCACACAGGAGAAAGACCCUAUCCUUGCGCCCCAUGUGGUUUCUCCUUUAAGACCAAGAGUAACCUGUACAAACACCGCAAGUCACAUACCCACAGGGUGAAGGCAGGUCUGGCACUUGGGGAGACAAGACCUUUAGAGGAGCAAAUCACAGAGUCAGAAGAUGAAACCAGACAGCUAUCAUCAGUUUCGUCUAACACAGAAAGACAGGGAGGUGUUACCUCUAUCAAGAGUCAUGAACCUGAGAAGGCCAAAGACUGCACAGGAGGGAAUGAUGACUCCUAUGCAGUAAAAAAGAGACUGGCUAUGCGGCUAAGUAGAGGAAAACAUGGUCUUCGGGACUCAGCUGAUGAAAAGGCAUCCUCACUAAUAUUAGGGAGUAAAGGAAGUACAGAAUCUGGAUAUUUCUCUUGCUCUGAAAGUACUGAACAAUCACAGGACAGCCCAAACACAAGUGCCAAAAGCUAUGCAGAGAUCAUCCUUGGAAAAUAUGGCCGCCUCGGACACCUGCAAAGGAUGUCACGUCAUUAUAACCAGCAGUCCUCUGGUCAAGAGGAUAAAAGCAUCCCAUUUACAGUGCCCAAGAAGCAGGUCAUUGACCACAUCACCAAACUGAUCACAAUCAAUGAGGCAGUGGUGGACACCAGUAAAAUUGACAGUGUAAAGCCAAGAAGAUUUUCCUUGUCUAGAAAGAGCAGUUCAGAGUCUCAGAAGGGUUCAUCUGUGAAAGAACAUGUUCAUAGCCCCAAACCAGGAGAUCUUGGCUAUAAAAACAGUGGCUCCAUCACUAUGGGAGUUCCAUGUGAAAAAUUUCAUCAUCAGUCCCUAAAUGUGGAACAGUCCUCUAGCCAAACAUCUUCUGCCCCUCUGCUGAGAAGUCACUCAAUGCCCUGUGCACCCAGCUCAUAUGAUGUCUCCAGUAGUAACUCUGGUAAAUUCCGCCAAAGUCAGUCCUUUGAUGAACGACAGCCCUCUGAAAUGCAGGCAUCCCGUCGUUACGGAAUGCUCAGACGACAGCCAGCUAUUGAAAUCCCACUUGGUGCAGAGCUUACAAAAGAGGAACAUGAGAGUGCUCAUUCAUUUUUCACUGACAGCAUAACCACCGUGCCUGACCACAAGCAAAGUCAACCACAGCCAUAUGAGUGUGAGGCCUGUGGCACUGGUUGCCAAGACUGGGAAGGUUAUAAGAAACACAAGCAAAGCCUGUGCUUAGUACAUCGUCCCAGAAAUGAAGUAGUAAUUAGUCAGAUGGAGUGCUCACAACUAAUUAACCAUGCAGCCAGAUCAGGAGCUUUAGCAAUGCGCAAGAGAAGGAAAGAGGAGAGUUUUGAUUUUGAUGACCCUGCUUCUCCUUCAUUACCCUCUCCUUGCCUCUUGUCAGGGCAGUCCAAGGUUGAAAGCAAUAUGGGUUAUGAGUGUCCUAGAAGACCAAUGCAAACCUGUUCAGUGAUUCAACAUACAAGUUCAUUUGAAAAGCAAGAUUCUCUGUGUGAGAAUCAGUGCAAUGAGGCAACAAAACACUCCCCACCUCAUGAAGAAUAUCAACAUGUGCCUCAAAAACAACCACAACAGGCAACCAAACUCACUACCCGAAAGUUGGUUCGUCAACACAGUGUGCAGGUCCCAGAAAUACUUGUAACAGAGGAUUCAAACAUGAGCACUGAAAUCAUGACGGAGCCAAAUUCCACAGUGAAACAGUCAGAAAAUCAGAAAUCUGAUGAAUUUCAGUGGCCACAGAGAAGCUCUUCACUUGCCCAGCUCCCUAUUGAAAAGCUUCCUCCUAAGAAGAAGCGGCUACGUCUGGCUGAGGCUGCCCAGUCCUCAGGAGAAUCCAGCUUUGACUCUAUAUCCUUGCCACGUAGCCCAAGUCAGGACAGCAGUGCCUCCUAUGCAUCUAGUCGUUCCACAUCUUUUGAAGAGUCCAAUAGACCAGACAUAGAGACAGCAACAUCGACACCACUGAGGAGGUCAAGAGCUCCUCAGAUGUUAACUGUUCCAGGGGUACAUCAGCACAGAGAGAUGAGGCGUUCCGCUUCUGAACAAGCACCUCAUGACCCACAACCAAAUGUCCUAAUGGCAGAGACGCGCAGUAAGUCUUUUGACUAUAGCUGCUUGUCCCCUGAGCGCACUGCAGUCGGCUGGAGAGAGAGAAGAAAAUGUCUUUUAUUGAGACAUAGUGCUGUCAGAGAUCCAGAUGAAGAAGAAGAGGAGCAGCCUCCUUCAUCAAACCAUAGUCCUGAGCAAAUGAGCUCCAGCCCCCAAACAAGCUCUAGCUCUGUGUACUGUGGUAAGCCCCCUAGUUCUCCUUUAUGUGGUGAAACAGUUUUGCGAAAUCCAGUGACAUCGAAAGGCAAAGAGGUGUUCUCUCAGUGGAAACUUCAAAAUAUUCAGUUAAUAGGAAGCACAGAACUCCCGCUUACUCAUGUUCCUACUGAUGAUCCUUUAAAAGAAGAGGCCUUGGAGCCCCCACCCCAAGAACCCCAACCCUACUCCACACAGGGAUUAUCAGGGGCAGCCAGAGCUCAUUAUCUCCCCAUGUCUACAGGACUGAAGCUAGAGAUUCCUUCACGAUAUGAUAAUCAUUCCGAAGUGAGAGUGAGUCAGUCCCACAUCCAACACACUGUCCCUCAUAUUUCUUCCAGUGUGGGGUUACUGAGACCAGUCAUGUCCCCAGCAGUAGCUGUACGACUCCAGGCAGACACCUUACCUCCAGCUUGUGCCAUUUACACCACCCUAUCUCAGUCCACCUCUCCCAGACCACAGGAGGCAUUUGAUGCUGUUCCACAAAAUAUCCCAACAGCUGAAUACGGAAACUAUAGAAGUGUAAGUCCAGACCUUCAGACAUGGUCAGAAGAAGAUCUGAGAUUAUCAGGAUCAGGCGGCAACAAACGCAUGCUUUCUCCUUCAAACAGUAUAGAACUGUCACCUGAGUCCCAACAGCAGCAGAAACGGGUGAAAGAAGAAGAGGAGAGGGAGGUGGGGUGUGUUGAAAAGGCAUCUGUAGACUCAUGCAGACAGGAACUCAAACAGGAGACGGAGUUAUGUCUACCCAGUGUAUGUUCUUCAGUCACACAUGUGGGACCUUCAUUCCCCAGUCUGCUGUCGAGCACCUGUAACAGCUGGUGCUAUUUGAACUACAUUAAACCAAACCCUUCUGCCUUAGAUGAACAGAAGCCCUCAGUGUAUUCGUCAUGGUCUACUAGUGGCUAUGACCCCAACCCACCCGGCCUCUCUAGCAAGACGGCCCUCUCUCUGCUGCACUGUAAGCAGAGGCUCAGUCCAUCCAUCUACACCACGUCUCCCAUGUCUGUCAAGGCGAAUGAGUCAAAGGAGGAAGAGAACAUCAAAAGACCAAGCUCCACUGAGGUCUACAGCAGCCAGUCCUACUGCCGAGACCACGAUGGGGCAAGGAAGGGACAGCAGCCAGCUGACAACAACAGAUCAAACAAAGCAGAGGAGGAGGAGGAAGGGAAGAAGACAGAGGAGGAGGAGGAGGAGUGGGUGGAAGUGCGCCCAUGUUUUAGAGGAAAACAACCUCUUGAGAUUUGGAUGUCUGAGCAGGGAUCAAAUGAGAAGUAUGGCGUGGUGCACAGUGGACGAGGAGGGAAGUGCCAGUGUGAGGAUAAGAAUACCAGCAUGCUGCAAAAAGACACCCACUACUCCGCAGAACCUCCUCCAUAUAAAUGCAGACACUGUAACAUUGCUUUCAAAGCCAAUGAAAGCACCACUGAACACAUGACAUCUAAGACAGUUAUAGAAAAGACCUGCUGUUACCCAGAUGACAUGCAUAAAGGAGUGAGUGAAAACUGUUCUGGCCCGGAUAGACUAAAAGAUUGUCAAUACGGUCAUCUGGGGAAAAGUGGGCAUGAUGAGGGUGAUGACAGAAAGCAUGGAGUCGUCAGAUCUGAUGAAGAAAAGGGACCGACGGCGGCCCAAAGCUCUCAGGUCUCCUCUUCUGACAGUGAACUUUGUGGUCCAGGAGGCCCGCUCGUGGAGCCGGAACGUAGUCUACCCACGGCCCUUCCCUCCAAGGAUACCAUCCAGAAGAGCUCGGCCAGCGCCAGGAGGGCCCUGUUUGCCCGACGACGCCUCGAACUCUCGGUGUCGACACCCUCCGGGAACUCUCCCAACUCUCCAAGUGUUCCACAAAGGGAACCGUCUCCACCUCGUAGCCAGUCGCCCAUGCUCGGCCAGUCUCCUGCUCCCCUCUCCUCCCUCUCCCCUUCCAGUUGUCAUGUCUCCACCUCCCCAGUGAGACCAGUUUCUCCUGUAAGGUGCCUUUCUCCUAUAAUAGUACAGUCCCCUGGAGUGGGGUCCUGUGGGCCACCACGCUCCCAUGCAAACACUUCUGUUCAGUGUCAAGACUGUCCUCACCCAAAGGACCAACCUUCAACAGCAAGACUCUCCAUACAUGAGGUUGGUCUGACCCACACCGGCCCACAUCCACGGCCUCGGGGGGCCCACAACCUUCUGAGUCAUCUCCCUCUGCACUCGCAGCAGCCGAGCAGGUCUCCGAGCCUCCUAAUCCCCAUCGGGGGGAUCCACAUGAUUCAGCCCAGGUCCCCCCUCCGGCUGUACGCCCCCACGGGGACCGGGACGCCAUGGAGAGCAGAAGGAAGGAUUUCUCCGCCGCAGCGACAAGACAUUCAUAAAACGAGUUCUGUGAGCAUCUCAGCCAGCCCGCCGGACCCCGGUGACACCAGGAAGACGUCCGGGAGCAGCUGUUCGGUCGAGCUCCCGCACAGAAAGGGUCACAAACCCCCGAGCCCCCGACAGCCGCUGAGCGUUGGGACCGAGGUGAGGCCGUCACCUCCGAAGGUGAGCACAGAUGUUCCACAGAGGUGUGUUUACCCAGAGAGCAGCCAAGGCCAAAAAAAGGCUCCCCCCUCGCAGACCCAGCUCUGAUAGGAGGGAGAGUUUAAAGGGAUUGUGCAAAAAGUCCAAAAACCGGAGGUAUUCGUAUGAAAAUACUGCACUCUGGUUUAGAGACUGAGGACAAAAAGGCAAAGAGCACUUCUUCAGCACCGCUUCUGAAUGACGCUAUUAUGUAAUUAUAUGAAUAAUAUAUAGACACUUUGUUAGAUAUGCAGUAUGUUUUGUAAAUCUUUUUUUACCCUCUUGUUUGAUGUCAUUGGUGUUAAUUUAUUUAUGUGCUAUUAUGCAAUUCUGUACUAUAUGCAAAAGCAGCUGGAAUGAAAAUAGACAAAAGUUUUAAUCAGUUCAUCUUUUUCCCUAUUAACCCUUUGGACAGCUCUGAUAUACUAUUGCUGUGUUAAUGUACUGUAUUACCAAAAUGGAUAUAGAAAGGUACUACAAAUAUUUAUUCACCUGACCAGUAUUUUGAAGUGCAAUUUAUGUCAAGAUUGUGGUUUGAAAUGUCAUUCUUAAAGGCUGUGAGUUUUAUUUUUUUUUCUCUGUCAUAUGUUUUUUUUUUCUUUCGUUGUUGUCGUUUGUUGUCGUCAUUGUUUGUGUUUGCAGAAGCAGGGUUACGAUCGCCUCCUUUUCUAACAUUAGGAAAAGACGUUUCGGUGUGCACUGACAAAUGCUUUGAUAUCCAGAGGAGUCCUGUUUCACGGUAGCUACGGUACUUUUUUCUGUUGUCGUUUUUUCAUAAACAGAUACAUGUAUUUUUGUGUUGUUGCUUUUAUAAAUGAUACAAUCACUCUGUCAUUUUCAUGUUUACCAUUAAAUUUCUCAUUUUUACAGA
Sphaeramia orbicularis (orbiculate cardinalfish) is the source of this 6696-nucleotide messenger RNA. RefSeq names its product transcription factor HIVEP2-like. Bases 528 to 5894 code for a protein of 1788 amino acids. Gene Ontology annotation, molecular function: DNA-binding transcription factor activity, RNA polymerase II-specific; RNA polymerase II cis-regulatory region sequence-specific DNA binding. Lineage: Eukaryota; Metazoa; Chordata; Actinopteri; Kurtiformes; Apogonidae. The transcript is spliced from 7 exons. Gene Ontology annotation, cellular component: nucleus. The record is from RefSeq and is a predicted model, not a curated record. Gene Ontology annotation, biological process: regulation of transcription by RNA polymerase II.